CGCUGCCCGAUCACUAAAGAUGUUGACCAGCAGCAGCUCCAGCUACAGCAACAGCAACUGUUCCAGCGCCAGUUCCAGCUCCAGCGCCAGCUCCUCCUGUGUCCAGGUCAGCCGGGAUGUGCAGCAGCAGCUGGUGCUGCUGCGCCUCCUGCCGGACUCGCCCGGCUUGCAGUUUCCGGAGAUUUGGCUGCGCGACAAUUGCCAGUGCAGCACGUGCUACAUGCAACAGACGCGCAGCCGCCUGCCGCAGGGCUGGAACUAUCUGGAUCCCUCGGUGCGGCUGCAGCAGCUCAGCUGGUGUGCGGAGCGCCAGAGCCUGCAGAUCAGUUGGAGCGAUGGCCACAAGUCCAGCUUCCCCUUGAGCUGGCUGAAGGAGCGCGAUUUCUCGCCGGCGAAUCGCGCGCUUUACUUACGCGAUACCUAUCGGCCGGAGCAGCGGCUCUGGGGCGGCACGGAGUUCCAGCGCAUACAGCGUGAGUUUCUCUACGACGAGCUGCUGCACAAUGAUGAGGCGCUGCUGCAGUGGCUGCACCAGCUGGCCGUCUACGGCCUGGCGCUGGUCAAGCAGGCGCCGCUGGACUCGAAUGUGCUGCGCAAUCUGUGCAAUCGCGUGGGCUUCAUGCGCAGCACCACCUACGGCGAUGAGUGGAGCGUCAAGGCGCAGCCAGGUGCCAGCAACUAUGCCUACCUGGCCGCACCGCUGCCCCUGCACACAGACAUGCCGUACUUUGAGUACAAGCCGAGCAUCACGCUGCUCCACACGCUGCAGCAGUCGGAGUCACCGGGCGGCUGGAAUCUGCUCAGCGAUGCUUUCCAUGUGGCGGAUCUGCUGCGUCAGCGUUAUCCGGGCGCCUUCAAGGUGCUCAGCGAGACGCCCGUCGACUGGGCGGACAUUGGCAGCGAGAAGAAUCUGAGAUUCCACAACAUCUGGCGGGCGCCAGUUAUCAACUUGGAUGCCAAUGGCCGUUACGUGCGCAUCAACCUGAGCAUUCCGCAGCGAGACAGCCAUUUCAGUGUGCCCGCCGAGCAGGUGCGUCCCUGGUACGAGGCCAUGGCAUUGUUUAUGCGGCUGGCCAACGAGCAGGCAUGCACGUUUAAGACAACGCCAGGUGAUGUUCUUACCUUUGACAAUGUGCGCAUGGUGCACGGCCGGACGGGCUACGAUGACACCGAGCAGAAUAUUCGGCAUAUUGUGGGCGCAUUUCUGGACUGGGACAUUGCCUAUUCGCGUUGGCGUGUGCUCAAGAAUGAUUUGGGUCAUUACAAUAAAUAGCCUUUAUUAGCCGCCUUAUCAGUAAGCAUGUAAAUAAUUAACAA
Drosophila navojoa is the source of this 1317-nucleotide messenger RNA. RefSeq names its product gamma-butyrobetaine dioxygenase. Gene Ontology annotation, molecular function: oxidoreductase activity. The record is from RefSeq and is a predicted model, not a curated record. Gene Ontology annotation, cellular component: mitochondrion. Lineage: Eukaryota; Metazoa; Arthropoda; Insecta; Diptera; Drosophilidae. Gene Ontology annotation, biological process: carnitine biosynthetic process.